UGAAACACCUAUAUUAGUAUAUUCUACUCUAGAGCAUCCUAAUUGAGUAUGCAAUUUCAUUUGUUUUAAGUUUAUUACAAAUAUAGUUAGAGUAAACAUAUGAUUAAGUCAACUUUUCAGCAAAAAAAAGUCACCAACUUUCGCCAUUUAAUUGAAGUGUCAUCAAAGGGGCUCUUACUCUUUUGAACAGUAAAAAAACUGAUGGAAUUACACAAAGUUCCAACAUCAAAGUAAUACUUUUUUUAUUGUGUUGUGUUUGGUGACGUGAUGAUGUGAAGGGGUAUAUUCUGUGAACAUUGAUGCGGAACAAGGGCUUGCAACGGUGGUGGGUGAAGUGGAACCAAACGCUUUGUUAAGAGCACUAUCAAAAUCAGGAGAACAUGCAGAGUUGGUCCGGGUAACCUUAAAGGAUCCCAGAAUGAACAGAUAUUCCAACAAUGAACCAUCAUAUGCUUAUUCUUCUCCUUAUAAUAAGUCAUAUGACAAUGGCAACUACAACAAUUAUGGUUACACUGCAAUUGGGGACUCCAACAUUAGAGCAUCUUCGAAAUACCAAACGGACACAAGGGGAUUGCCGGGAUAUAAUUAUAGUCAAGAAGCCAACAAUUACGGGGGAAAUUAUUUGCCGCCGGCCCAAUAUGUGCCGUCAUAUCCGAUGCAGCAGGUCGUUGAGUAUGAAGAUGCAAAUGCUUCAGUUCCUCUUUGCUCCAUAAUGUGAUUUAUUUGUUCAAUCUGUUUGUUGAUUAAUUUCUAGUAUAGUUGAAAUGGAUGGUAAAAUUAUGCUGUAAGAAUGUCAUUUUCUGCUUUCUGCUUUGAUCAACUUUUAAACCUGAUCAAAGACGAGCAUUUAACUAUCAUCAUGUUGUUAGUUGCAAAGACGAAUAAGAUCAUUUCACUAUUUUGUGGUGUUAGUUUUGUUUUGAUUCUUUUGAACUUAUAGUAAUGUGUACUUAAAGAUAUUAAAGCCCCGAUAUAGAUUGCAGUAUAGAUAU
Messenger RNA from Cuscuta epithymum, 992 nucleotides. NCBI's taxonomy places the organism in Eukaryota, Viridiplantae, Streptophyta, Magnoliopsida, Solanales, Convolvulaceae. The record is from the annotation of a GenBank genome assembly.